UUCUUCUAAGAUUCCUCCUUCCUUUCUACCCUUCUUUUUUCUCAUGCUUCCUUUCGCUUUUCAUCUCAUUCAUUCUUAUUCUAUCUCCAAGUACUAAAGCUUUUCGCUUUUUGUUCUCUUGUUCCCUUUUUCUCAUCUGGGUCGGUUUCAUCUUCCCCCUUUUCCCCUUAACCUUUUCUGGGAAUUCUGAUUCAUCAAGGAGUUUUACUUUACCUAGAGGUUUACACACACACGGAAUAUAGAAGGAAUCCUCUUUGGUAGUACAGUGAGUUUUGGUAUAAAUAUUAAAGGCGCGCGGCGAAGAUGGGGGAUCACUUUGAUUUGCUCGUUGAUCGAUUGCUUACUGAAUCCACAUUAGAAGCUGCACUCGAAAGCCGAAAGCGAUCAAUGCAGGCCGCUUGCUCGGUGGUGAAUGACACGAAAGUUGAUAUCUCUUUGAUAAAGAUGGGUCCAGGUGAUAUCAAAUAUCCAGGGAAAAUGGUGGAGUGCAGGAUAUGUCAUGACGAUGACGAGGAUUCCAAUAUGGAGGCACCCUGCUCUUGUUGUGGUAGUUUGAAGUACGCCCACCGUAGAUGUAUACAGCGAUGGUGUAAUGAGAAGGGUGACACCACCUGUGAGAUAUGCCACCAGCCAUUCAAGCCUGGUUAUACAGCUCCUCCUCCACUUUUUCAGUUUGGACGUAUUCCAAUGAGUUUCAGGGGAAAUUGGGAGAUUUCAAGAAGAGACUUAAAUAGUGCUCAUUUGGUUAGCAUGGUGCCAACCGACCCGAACCUUCUCAAUUCUAACUAUGAUCAGGAUUCACCUUCUACUUCAGGAAGUUUGCUAUGCUGCCGUUCAGUUGCUGUCAUCUUUAUGGUUCUACUGAUUUUACGACAUGCACUUCCCCUUGUAAUUACUGGAAACAAGGAGUAUUCUUUCCCACUUUUUAUGCUGGUAUUUUUUCGGACUGCUGGAGUUGUUCUUCCUAUAUACUUCAUGGUCAGAGCAGUGACUCUAAUUCAGCGACACCGGAGACAACAUCGAGAGCUUCCUAAUGCCCUGGUCAGUUUAUCUGACAAUGAAAUUGAGCAAGGCGCUUUGCAGCAUCAGCCUCAUGUCAUACAUCUACUUUAAAGAUACUGUAGCCACUUGAAGUAAAUGAAGUGGGAAAAAGCUCUUGGUUUGGGAUGCUGCAAUUUGUCUUCUAAUGUAUGAUUAGAUGGAGAAAACUUCCUUGAGAUACUUGAUUUUUCUGAGGAAUGAGGAUAAAAUUGGUCAGAAGACACUGAAAUUCAAUGUGCAACAAGUGUCAUGCCUCAUGAGAGCAAUUGCAUGCCAACUCCUCAGCAAGUCUUGGCUGCAGCAAGUUAUGCAUUUACUGUUUCUGCUUACUGGUUGGAAUUUCUCAGAUUCAGUACAAAUUCUCCAGUGUAGAUAGAAAUUUAUAAUUAUGUAGAGAAAAUUACAUGGGUAGAUAUCAAAGAUGGAUGACUUAUUUGUAUAUAUUGCAAUGAAAAAUAUGUAUGUAUGUAUGUUGUUUUUUUCAAGGAAAUGAUGCCAGCUUUGUCUA
Messenger RNA from Lotus japonicus, 1549 nucleotides. RefSeq lists its product as uncharacterized. Gene Ontology annotation, cellular component: membrane. Gene Ontology annotation, molecular function: ubiquitin-protein transferase activity; zinc ion binding. Gene Ontology annotation, biological process: protein ubiquitination. Lineage: Eukaryota; Viridiplantae; Streptophyta; Magnoliopsida; Fabales; Fabaceae. The transcript has 8 exons. The coding region runs from base 304 to 1113 and encodes 269 amino acids. The record is from RefSeq and is a predicted model, not a curated record.